Messenger RNA from Fomitiporia mediterranea MF3/22, 642 nucleotides. RefSeq lists its product as uncharacterized. NCBI's taxonomy places the organism in Eukaryota, Fungi, Basidiomycota, Agaricomycetes, Hymenochaetales, Hymenochaetaceae. The transcript has a single exon. The record is from RefSeq and is a predicted model, not a curated record. The coding region runs from base 197 to 586 and encodes 129 amino acids.
CGUCAUCAUGCUAUUUCCUCAUUACGCAUUCCUUUUUGCCGUUCUAAGUUUUCGAGCGAUGUCUCAGUUAUGUCCACCGGCUAACCUCUUAUGCCGCAUGCCGUGUCUACGCCUCUAAACGUCACAAGUACAUACCAAACCUACGGUCCUCCCUGACCCCCGUCACUCUUUUAAAAACUUGUUCACUCCUUUUCCAAUGGCUAUGGCUGUUCCCACCCGCUCCUUGUUUGCUUUAAUUCGAACCAUUGCGCUGUUCGAUCUUUCGUACUUUCGUUUGGCGUGGUAUAGUACUCGCAUCUUGGCUCAUCGGUCCUUCUUGGAAUGUUUCGCCUUUUCUGACAUUAGUCGAGAGCUUCCCCACGCGCGCUUCUUCGGCCCCGCUGUGCGUUUUAGCGAUGCCCGAUCUCCUUCGCUCGGUUAUCUUGGUUUUUUGGACUCCCUUCUGUCCGACAUUCUGCUACCGAAGGCUCGCCUGUGGUCGAGACCUUCAUGCGCUUUUACUCGGGCUUCUCACGACACUAUUCCCGUCCUCCGUUGCUGGCCCAUUUCGUCCCACCUCGCAUUGAGCCGGGUUUGCGCUGUCUAGGCAACGUAUGUGUCGUACACGGCGCACAUGGUUGCGCAUCCUACUUCUAUAUUCCC